Exophiala xenobiotica is the source of this 1455-nucleotide messenger RNA. RefSeq lists its product as uncharacterized. NCBI's taxonomy places the organism in Eukaryota, Fungi, Ascomycota, Eurotiomycetes, Chaetothyriales, Herpotrichiellaceae. Bases 1 to 1455 code for a protein of 484 amino acids. The transcript is spliced from 3 exons. The record is from RefSeq and is a predicted model, not a curated record.
AUGGGUCUCCUAACCAAAGUCUCGCUAGGUGCUACGGCCGCCUUCUCGAUCGCCCGUGUGCAAGCAGCGCCAGCCUCCAAUGCGUUGUAUAAACAUGUCUUGGUUUUCAGCGUCGAUGGCAUGCACUCGAGCGACGUUGAGAAAUAUGUAGCGGUCCGACCAGAAUCAAACAUAUCCAAGCUAUUAUCAACCGGCUACGAAUAUUCCAAUGCCUUCACCUCCGCACCAUCUGAUUCAUUUCCGGGCUCCAUUGCGCAGUAUACAGGUGGCAGUCCAAGGACUACUGGUAUUUGGUACGACGAUGUUUGGGACUGGACAUAUUAUCCCGCUGGCAGCAACUGCACGGGUGUUCCGGGCGCCGAAGUCCAGUACGCCGAGAAUGUUGAUUACAACUCGACAUUACUGUGGUCUGGUGGCAUUGACCCGGGCAAUCUGCCAAUGACUUUCGUCAACGGCAAAUGUGAGUCAAUCUACCCGCACAUGAGACUUCAGGUCAAUACCGUCUUCGAGGUCAUCACAGCUGCUGGCCUGCAGACUGCAUACGUGGACAAACAUCCGGCAUACGAGAUCAUGAAUGGACCCAGUGGGAAAGGACUAUCGGCUGGUUACUUCCCUGAGAUUCAAGCCGUGCCAAACAAUGUCAAUGCCACAAUCGCAUAUGAUGAACUACACGUGCAAGCUUGGCUCAGCUUCAUCGACGGCACAACACCAGCCAACUCAACAGGACAUCUAGCUCCGUCUUCGAUGCCCGCAUUGAUCGGAGGUAAUUUUCAAGCAGUAUCGGUUGCCCAGAAAACCGUCGGAUAUAUGAAUGAUUCUUCAUUCAGCCCAGCACUACUUCACGCUUUCGAUUACGUUGACGGAGCGUUUGGCCGAAUUGUGACAAAGCUUGAUCAGAAAGGGCAACUGAAUGAAUCUUUGAUCAUUAUCGCAAGCAAACAUGGUCAAGCUCCGAUCAAUCCUCAGCUAUGGAAUGAGGUCGAUCCAGAUGCAUUGGUAAAUGCGACCGGCGUGCCAACAGCCUUUCUCACGGCGGAUGAUAUUGGUCUUCUCUGGUUGAACGACACCGCUGACAUUCCCACCGCCGUUGAAAAUCUCCACAAGAAUGCUUCGAACCUGAAGAUCCAAACCACGCUUUCCGGGACACAGCUCGUUGCACAAGGCUUCGGCAACCCAAUGGCGUCCUCACGCGUGCCGCAUAUUAUCGUGCAACCCGAAUUAGGGACCUGUUACACCACUUCGCAAUCCAAAUUAGCAGAGCAUGGUGGAUUGAGCGACGAUGAUCGAAAGGUAGCUUGCUUCAUUAGCAAUCCCAAGCUCCAGAAGAAGGUGUUUAAUGGCAGGGUCAAUACCACGCAAGUGGCGCCAACUAUCCUGAAGGCUCUAGGGCUUGAUCCUAAAGCUCUUGAAGCAGUGUUGCAGGAAAACACCCAAGUUCUGUAUGGCUUUCAAUGA